UGCGCCAAUGAAUUCGUCGUGUCGUUCUCCUCCAUCUUCAGAAAAUUCACUCCAUCCGCAUUUAAUCUAUUAGUUUACCACGUUAUGAUACGAAGCAUCUUCUAUAUUGGUACAACCCCGUGCCCCGGUUUGAUCAUCUCUAGUUACGCGCGGAUCCCCAAGUAAUUUUUGAGUAAACUACCUAAACCAUCUUGCAACCUGCGGGACCUCUCGCGAUGAGACCGAAUGAAACGCAUUAUCAACAACACUUAGGACUCAGGAAGGUCGUCCCUGCCGAAGAUGUUGACGACACCACCGUUGACAUCAUCGCAAUCCACGGCCUUGAUACCGAAUCGCCGCGGACAUGGACUUUUGAUAAAAGAGACGGAAGUCGGGCUGUGAACUGGCUGAAAGAUAGCGAUAUGCUACCAGCUGCCAUUCCAAGCGCCCGGGUUUAUACAUACGACUGGAACGCGAAAGUUUUCGACAAUGCCCCUGUCCAAACACUACUAAACCAUGCAGACAAUCUACUCGCUCUCGUGACAGAAGAACGUGGCGCCUCAAGUAGACCCAUCAUAUUUAUCGCAUCCUGUUUUGGGGGGCUUAUUUUGGCUGAGGCCAUCUGCCGGGCCGCCCAAGAAGGCAGUAGAUAUCGUCAGAUACUCCUAUCUACUGUUGGCAUCGUCUUCCUAGCGACCCCUCUUUCGGGGACGGAUGCAGCUGGCCCUGCGUCGUGGCUGGUGAUGGUGAAGGGGAUUAUGGGCAAGGAUGCGUCACGUCAAUUGAUUAAGGAUCUUGAAGGGCGUCAUGAUUUUGUUCGCGAGCGGGUCCAAAAGUUUGCCGAAAUUGCGAACUUCGAUUCCAUCCGGUUGCCGGUUCAAUGUUUCUUCGAGACAAGGAAGACCAAGAUUGCGAACAGGUUCUUUCCGGCCUGGUUUUCGAAUAUAUUGUCACGCGGUCAUAUACUGGUUACCCAGUCUUCGGCCUGUCUACACGGCUUUGAUCGUCAGAGUCUGGAGAGGCAGCAUGUGAUGAUGAAUAAGUUUGGGCGACCAGAUUGCCGUGAUUUCAAAUUAGUCAAGGGAGCUAUCCAGUCUAUCCUGGAUAAGGCAACCGAAACCCAGAAACAUCGAGAGAACAGUAACAAGAUAUUAGAUGCAAAGCCGACCUACUUCAUGGUCCCGUUCGGACGCAACGGGAACUUCGUCGGACGAGAAUCAAUCCUACAGCGGCUCCUUAAGCGAAUUCCCCCGAGAGCAAACAAAGACGACUGCCAGCGGACCGCCCUCGAGGGCCUCGGAGGCAUCGGGAAGACCCAGAUCGCCCUCGAGGCCGCCUACCAGGUCCGCGACCAUCACCCCGAGUGCUCCGUCUUCUGGGUCCCCGCCGUUGAUGCUGCCAGUUUCGAGAAUGCCUACCGUGACAUCGGACGCCAGUUAGGGGUAAAAGGGAUUGACAAUGAUCAGGACGAAGUUAAGACGCUUGUUCAGGCUGCUCUUAGUAACGAGAGCGCCGGGAACUGGCUCUUGAUCAUCGAUAAUGCCGAUGAUCUAGAGUUGCUAUUCACCGAUCUGGCGCUCUUCGAUUAUCUCCCGUUUAGUCGGCAAGGCUCUAUCCUUUUCACAACCCGAACUCACGAGGCCACAGUCAAGCUUGAUAUUUCACAAAAGGAUAUCACAAUUGUGACGGGGAUGAACGAGGAUGAAGCGACGAAUCUGUUACGGGCGGGACUAAAAGAAAGCCAGAUAUGCGAUGGGGAGAGCACGAAAAACUUGCUAGAAUUCCUCGCCAACCUUCCCCUAGCCAUCAAACAAGCAUCGGCGUACCUGGCUAGAACGGGAAUGUCAGUUCAAAAAUAUCUUCAGCAUUGCCGGUCGAAUGACAAAACCAUGGUUAAGCUCCUUAGCCAAGACUUCGAAGAUCGCGGCCGCUACAAGGAUAUGAACAAUCCCGUAGCUACAACCUGGCUCAUUUCUUUUAACCAUAUCGAUCGAGACUACCCACUUGCCGCGCGAUACAUGAGAUUUAUCUGUUGUCUGGCUGAAAAGGACAUCCCAGUGUCACUACUCCCUCCAGAGGAAGACGGGCUAAGAGUAGACGAGGCAAUUGGCAUCUUGAAAGGAUAUGCAUUCAUAAUGGAGCGCAGCGAUCCAGAAUCGUUUGAUAUCCAUCGGCUCGUUCGAUUAGCCAUGAGGAACUGGCUACAGACAAACAAAGAGUGGCAAGAAUGGACAACGAACGUCUUUCAACACCUUGCUGAAGAAUACCCCUUUCCCGAGAACGAGAAUAGGAGUGCCUGGAUGAGGUAUUUACCACACGGACAGGCAGUACUAGAACUUGAAGACAUGUCUGUUGAUGAAAAGGCAAAUAUCGAUCUUCUUAUUGUUCUUGCACAGAGCUAUUCUCUUCUUGGAAAGUAUAAUGAAGCCGAACGAACGUAUAGAAACAUAUUAUAUCUAGAGGAGCGGUUAUUCGGUAAAGAAGAUCCUGAAACAAUUUCCACCAUGAACAGCCUUGCCCUUAAUCUCUACUACCAGGGAAAGUACGAAGAGGCAGAGCCGUUGUAUCAACAGAAAAUAGAAUUCUAUAAGCGGGUAUAUGGUGAAGAACAUUAUCAGACACUGAAUGGUAUGAAUAACCUUGCACUUGUUUUCUACGAUCAAGGAAAGCACAAACAGGCAGAGAAGAUACAUCGGCAGAUAUUAGAUAUAAGAAUGAGGGUGGUGGGAAAAGAAGAUCCCGAUACACUUGCCACCAUGAAUAACCUUGCAGCUAUUCUCUGCUUCCAGAAGAAUUACGAAGAGGCAGAGCAGAUGCACCGGCAGAUAUUGGAUCUAAGAACGCAGGUGCUGGGUAACGAGCAUCCUGACACACUUGCUAGCAUAAAUAACCUCGCACUUGUUCUUGCCGAUCAGGGAAAGAAUAAAGAGGCAAAGCAGAUGCAUCGGUACAUAUUGAAUAUAAGAAUGCGGGUACUGGGUAAAGAACAUCCUGAUACACUUACCAGCAUAAACAACCUCGCGCUUAUAUUUAACAACGAGAAGAGAUACGAAAAGGCAGAGCGGAUGUGGCGGGAGACACUAGAUCUAAACAAACAGAUACUGGGUGAAGAAAAUCCCACCACACUUACUAGCAUGGGCAAUCUCGCAGGUGUUCUUCACAACCAGGAAAAGUUCGAAGAGGCAGAGCGGAUAUAUCGACAGGCAAUAGAAUUACAGGAACGGAUUCUAGGUGAAGAACAUCCUUCUACAUUAAGAACCAAAGGAAAUUUAGAUCUUUGCUUAGAGGCUAUAGUGAUUCUGAAAUCUGAGGAGAAAAGAAGCGGCUCGACUCGGCAUUUCUGGAGGCGGUGGAUGUCCUCGAAGAAUUCUUCGACAAGCGCUACGUAGCGGGCUACAAACUGGUGGAAUCCAUGAAAUACAACUUCAUCAACUGGGUCGGAAGGUCGGGGUGCACGAGUGGAAUAACCGGCAUCACCUCGUCCCGCUUCACCGCCACCAGUACCAACGCCUUUUGAAAAUAUUCGCCCUUCCCUUAUAGCGUCGGCCUCGUAGAAAGUCUUAUAGAAACCUACCGCUACAGCUUCAUCAUUUUCGACACGCCCCCGGAAGAAUUUCAUCAUGCCACUGUGGUACCAUCGAUGACCUCAAGACAUUGAGCACGAAUCGCUUUUUCAAGGCGAGAUCACAACUCAUAUCGUGCGAAGUGGCGGGAUGAAAUCCCGAUCGUAUUCCCAAUAGCGAGAUCCCUAUGCCGUGCCGCCUAGGGAUUUACCGUAUGGGUCAGACAGAACACGUUAUCGAUGCAGUUACGGGACAGAGACGGCUGAAGGUUGCGGUUGAGGAGAUUGAU
Annulohypoxylon maeteangense is the source of this 3831-nucleotide messenger RNA. RefSeq lists its product as uncharacterized. Gene Ontology annotation, cellular component: kinesin complex. The record is from RefSeq and is a predicted model, not a curated record. The transcript has 5 exons. The coding region runs from base 216 to 3368 and encodes 1050 amino acids. Gene Ontology annotation, molecular function: ADP binding; protein binding. NCBI's taxonomy places the organism in Eukaryota, Fungi, Ascomycota, Sordariomycetes, Xylariales, Hypoxylaceae.